AUGAUGCACGCCGGCGCCUCCCGCUACGACUUCGAUGGCUUCGGCAUCAUCUUCCGCCCCUGGCCGCACCAGUCCGACUGCAUGAUCGUCGCCGGCAUGCUCACCAACAAGAUGGCGCCCGCGCUACGCAAGGUCUACGACCAGAUCCCGGAGCCUCGCUGGGUGAUCUCGAUGGGCAGCUGCGCCAAUGGGAUCUCGCUGGGUGAUCUCCAUGGGCAGCUGCCAUCACCAAUUAACCGUGCAGUGCAGUGGCGUGAGCUUGCUGGAAAAAGCUGCCAGUAA
This is a messenger RNA of Miscanthus lutarioriparius, 282 nucleotides long. The record is from the annotation of a GenBank genome assembly. NCBI's taxonomy places the organism in Eukaryota, Viridiplantae, Streptophyta, Magnoliopsida, Poales, Poaceae.